CCCCGGCUCAGAUCCUACCAAUAAAACAUUUUUGAGGAGGAUAUCGACUGCAGCUGCGUCGGAAGACCAUGCAAAAAAUCACCAGGAGGUUUUGAUGAAGUAUACCAUAAUAAAGGUGAAUGAAGCCAACACACAUGCUUGAUCAAACCUGUCUAUAAAAUGAAUUGAGUAUUACCAGCCUGAGUUUUUCUUUAUAAUGAGUUCGGUGCAUCUUGGUGUCCCACCUGCAGAAAACCGUGUUAGCGAAAUUUUAGUAACGUCUGUGCCUCAACUCCCGGCCGCAAGACCCGACCCCUUGCCUGUGUAGCCGCGGGUUAGACUUCGAGUUCGAGUGUGCUGGGAUUUCAUCAAUGCGUCACACACAGUUUUGUGUUGAUCUGAAACUGGUCAAGGGACGUUUAUUUUAGGGCUUCCCAGAUCUUCAGAGAUGUCUGCAGGAGGAGGAGGAGGAAGCAAACGCAAAAGUGGACGAAGGAGAAAUAAACCAACAACAUGCAAGGACAGUUGUGAAAAUGCAGAUGAAGAUCUAAUUCAACUUGAAUGUCAAGAACAAGAGGACUCUCCAGGAACCUCACGUGAAGGCAAUGCAGGGUCAUCGACUGACAAGCCCAGCAGAGAUCAAUCAUCAAGAGACCUUUCGUCUUCCAAAUUUCCAUCUUAUUCCAAGAGAAAAGGCAAAAUCAGAUUAAAAGGCAAAAGCAGUUGCAGGGAUGCAGAUGACAAUGUCAGCCAACCAAAAUCUUGGCAACAUGAAGAUUCUCUGACAACUUCUGCCACAGUGUCGUCAACUCCCAACCUCGGCACUGAUCAGUCAACAAGAGACUUAUCAUCUUCAAACUUUCCUUCGUUUUCCAAGAAGAGAAAGAAAGGCCGGUCAAGAAAAGCCUCACAACAUGCCAACUCUCAACCUGAUCCAAAUUCUUCACAGCAAAAUGGACAAUGCCCAAGAACCAUUUUCAAGAAUUCACAAAGUGUCGGGAAUUUGGAGGUGUUGCAUCUGGGCAAUGCUGCCACAACCUCAACUUCCGGGACGAGUGGUAGUCCAGACGAUGGAGGUGUUCAGGCAGAUAGCCCAAAUAUUAAAAAGAAAGUGGCAGAGAUACCAGGGUUUUACUACGAUGAAGAGAAGAAGAGAUACUUCCGCAUUCUUCCUGGCCACAGCGGUGGUAACGUUGUGACUUCUGAGACCAUUCGUCAGAAAGCAGCCGAGAAGAAACGUCAAUGUUACUUUGAUAAAAGAUAUUUACCGGUAAUUAAGGGAUCCUUACGAAAGGUGCCAACUAUUAAAGUGGUGAAAUCUCUAGUUAAACUGCAGGAGAACAGAAGGAGAGGGAAUUGUAGAUCUUCUUACUUCAAGAGAGUGGCCCAUGAGAAUGCUGUAAGGCAGAUGGAGAUAAAACCAAGCAGUCGGGUGUGUCCAUUUCCUGAUCAGUAUUUCAGUGGUUCAUCGGGAUACAUCAGUAAAUUUGAGUUGGAUAGCAGGCAGAAGCAUGUUCUCAUGGUGUUUUCUGACAACUAUUUAAGCAGAUUGUGGCAGGGUGAGGUGGUGCGCAGGAGAAGUCCAAAGACCGGUCAAGAAGAAGUGACCAUCGCCAACUGGUCAAAGGUCAACAUCUUGAACACACAGAACACCUCAAAGGUAACUCAUGCAAGCUGGGCUCAAGUAAGGGAAGGAGAAAACAUGUAUGCACUAUAUGCUUUAUCUGGUGGAUCGUCAAACAUAGUUCAACUUGUCAAGUGUCCAACAGAUGAAGAUGGUAUUGCACAUAUAAGUUACAGCUAUAAAUGUAUCUCCAACUCUGCAUGGACAUGUGCCUGGAGUAAUAGCCCUACUCUUCCUGCUCAUCUAGCUAUAGGUUCUGAUAAGAAAGCACUAGUGAUUGACACCCUCUCAUCAAGGGACCAGCCUGUUUAUACAGGCCGAAGUGAUGUCUUUGCUCAAGCAUUUUCCAGAAAGAGUCCUAUUCUGUAUAAUGGAACCCGUUUUGGUGAGGUUCUUGGGGCUGAUCUGAGACUACCAUCUGAUCGCCAUGGUAACAUGACAACUCAGCUGAAGCAUUGGGUCUCAGUAUGCAGCCUCAAACUACUCAAAGAUGAAAACUAUGUCCUGGUCGGUGAUAUGGGCGGAGAGAUCAAACUUUGGGACAUCAGGAAGCAGAGUUCAAUCGUGCAAGAGUUCAAAGGUCACCGCAAUGGGAGCCACCAUCUUCCCGUCAAGAUGGACUCCUCAGAGACCAUCGUGUAUGCAGUUGGUCAGGAUAAGUACACCCGGGUCUGGAGCCUGAAAUCCGGUGACCAUCUCCACACCAUACCCUGUCCGUCGGCCCGCCACAGGGACAGCGCCCCCGUGGCCGUCUACUCCCAAGAGUUCAGUUGCCACGCCCAACCUGGCUUCUUCCUCGGCCAGGAGAGGCAGAUACAUUGGUAUCCAAUGAGGACUCCAGAAUCCCUUGACACCGAGAUCGGAUGAAGGAGCGAUAGAGUGGGAGCUUCGUGGUCCAGUGGUUCUGCUGACUUUUGCCAUUCAUUCAGAGGGUCGUGGGUUCCAAUCCCAGCCAUGGAGUUGAGUUCCUUCAGUAAGGGAUUUAUCCACCACAUUGUGCCGCACUCAAGCCAGGUGAGGUAAAUGUGGAUACCUUGCAGGAAGUAGUCAUUCAUGCCUGUAUGCCUAUGCACCUUGAAGGUAGCCGGCUACGGGCAGGGUAAUAUUGACAAUAAAGUGCCUUGAGAACUCUAAAGAGUGGAUAUGAGUACUUUAUUGUUUGCAUUAUUAUUAUUAUUAUUAUGAUUAUUAUGAUUUCAUAGUGCAAGACCGUCCUUCACUUUGAUUUCCUUUGUUUUCCUGACAGCCUUUUUCCUUUAGUAAUAAGCCAGUAUAAUCUGCACAUGGACAGUAAAUGUCCUAUGAACCAAAAACCCAUCCAGAAAAGGAAGACUAUUCUAUGGAAUACUGGUUGAUUGAUGGCUGUUUUUGCAAGAGCUCAAAGAAAGAACAAUAGUUUGGUAGUCACUAUUCCACAGGAGACCCCGUCUGUGAAUAGUUCGUGCUCAUCUGCAUCAAAGUUUACUAUAAACUGGUUUGUGUGUGUGGGAGUGGGUGUGUGUGUAUUUGAGUUUUGUCAGACGUGUAUCAAUCAGGUAUGAUUAUUUACGUCUGGGACCGACCUUUAACGUCACCAUCCGAAAGAUGUGGCCAGGGCUCGAACCUCUGCAUCAAUUUUGAACUUCUGCGCCUCGGAAUAGUUCACUGGAUCGAUGGCACAUAAUGAACGCUGUUCUAUUAUUAACUCCCCCACAUAGCUUGGCUUACAGGCGCACGCCACAAUGCCCAGUUGUGGUGUAUCACAAACCGAAGUAUUAUCAUGAGAAUCAAACGCAAGUAUGCAGGUUAUAUAUUGGGUGAAAGUGAAUAAUAUCCCAUUUACACAUGGACCGGUUUCAUUGAGUCGGCCUCACGGUGGCAUCAAGCUGUCUCCAAAAAAAAAAGAAAAAUGUACACAUAGCAGAAAAGUCGGCUUGACGCUGCCUUGAAGGUGACUUGACGACCCCCUGUUCACACAUACGGUACGGCUGCCCACAUCAGGGCCACUUGAAAGCGAGCGACACCGAGGUCAAUACAACAUAGCUAGAUCAAUGAUUGCGCAAGCUUAUGAUGAAGUGACUCCCACGAGCCAACCCCAGUUCGCUUUGUGUUUACACAUACGAGCAGCCGCCACCUCGAAGGCGACCUCAAACCACCUCAAGAGGUGGACCGAAAUCGGGGCAGCUUCAAGGCAGCGUCAAUCCACUAGAGUGUUUACAUAUACGUUCAAGGCAGCAUGAGGCCGGCCUACCGCCACCUUCACUCGUACGUGUAAAUGGGGUCUAUUAAAGUCUGCAACAUUCUAAUAAUCCUACCUAGCUGUCAGGCAGGUAACAAUACAUGUAUAAAUGAAGGCGAAGACUUGCAUACAUUUCUAUAGAAGUUGAUCUAGAGAUACCAAAUGGUGGAAGAUGAAAUGAUAAUGAUGAUAAAAAUAAUAUGUUCAUUUAUUGAGUUGUUUCAGAACGUUUGACAAGAUGACUGCAUUUUUAGUGAACUAGUGCAUUAAGCUUUAUUUGAAUUCCAAGCUCCUUUGUAACUCAAGAUAAGAAUGCAAUUAUAUUAUAGAUAUAUACAUUGAAGGAAGAGUCUUUUAUUGAAAGAUAAUUCAUACUCUGUCUUAAUUCAUCUCCAAUUUCUUUUUAUGUGCUACAUCAAAAAGAAGCAUGUACUUCAUUGCUCUUGUGCAAUUAUGUAUUGUUCUUUUUUUUUGUCAAAGAUGAAUAAACAUAUUUUUUGUUGACAUAACA
Molecule: messenger RNA, 4332 nt
Organism: Lytechinus pictus (painted urchin)
Lineage: Eukaryota; Metazoa; Echinodermata; Echinoidea; Temnopleuroida; Toxopneustidae
Product: DDB1- and CUL4-associated factor 4-like
Exons: 14
Coding region: 428-2470 (680 amino acids)
Cellular component (GO): Cul4-RING E3 ubiquitin ligase complex
Molecular function (GO): protein binding
Source: RefSeq, a predicted model, not a curated record